GCGGAGCCCGCCCCGCCCCGCCCCGCUCCGCUCGCGGCCCUACAUAGCGCGGCGGCGCCGCCGCCUUCCCAGCCCGGCCCGGCCCCGCCAUGGCCCCGGCCGCCCCGCUGCUCCCGGCCCCGCUCCGGCUCGGCGCCGCCCUGGCCCUGGCCCUGGCGCUGCUGCUGCCCGCGGCCGCCGCGCAGGAGGCGGAGGCGGGAGCUUGUCACCAGUAUACAAACAGGAGCUGUGAAGAGUGUCUGAAAAAUGUCACUUGCCUGUGGUGUGUCAGCAGUCAGAAGUGCAUGGAGUACCCUGUUCGAAGAAUCCUUCCCCCGACUGACCUCUGUGAGCUACGCUCGGCACGCUGGGGAGUCUGCUGGGUGAACUUCGAAGCCCUGAUCAUUGCGAUGUCUGUGGUGGGAGGAAUGAUCCUUAUUAUGUUGGGUGUCUGCUGCUGCUGCUGUUGCAGGAGAAAGAGCAAAAAGCCAGACAAGGAUGAUGAGAGAGCCGCUAGAGAGCGAGAGAAGAGGAGGGUGCGGCAAGAGGAGAGGAGAGCAGAGAUGAAAUCAAGACAUGAUGAAAUCCGAAGAAAAUAUGGCCUCUUCAAGGAAGAGAACCCUUAUGCAAAAUUUGAGAAUUAACAGCAUCUCCUGAUCUGCCCAGCACAGAUGAACAGUGCCCUCCUGCACAGAGCCACAAGGACUCUGGAUUUCACCUACCAAAAGCAAAUCACUGUGAUGCCACUUCCUGCUUCACUUGCCAUAAAAGAUGGGCCAAACACUUGGUGACACUGUUAUCCCCACUCUGGAUACUCAGUUUGCUCCAGUGCUUCGCUGUAGUAGCAGGAUCAAACUGAGAAAACUAGCCUUGCUCUUUUUUCCCCAUUGCAGUGUCUGGAGCACCUUCUGAAGAUUUGUGCAGGAAAACUUGGUGGCAAUAUUGGAGAACUAAACAUGUGAAUACUUCUUCUCACUCACCCCUGGGGUGCUAACUGAGUCCAAAACAAUGCAAAUAACCAUCCUUAUCCCCUGCCAAGGGCAGAAGCAACCUCGUGCAUAUUCCUUGCUCCUUCCUCACUAAAUGUCUGUUCACACUGAGUGAGACUUUUGUCUCCCUCUUUUUUUUUUUUCCUCCCCCCUCCCAGUAUAGGCAAAAGUUAGCAAGGGUUACUUGACCUGUUGGUCAGAACAAGGCCUUAGCUGUUACUCCAAGUGCCUGUACUUGUCUGUGCACAUUAGCAUUCCUUUCAAAAAGCACAAACUUCUAUCUUGGGCUUUCAUGAGAAGACCCUGCUUGCACAUUCUCACUUAGAGCUAAUCUGGGGAAACUCUACAACUCUUCUACCUCUGUGUGCCUUUCUAGAUCUUCUCCUGGGCUUCUGACAGCCAAGGCUGAUAGCAAUACUGUAGGAUUCAGAUGCAAUUGCAAUAUGUUGGCUGUGUAUUAAAUUGAUUUGAUUACUUCUCAA
This is a messenger RNA of Dromaius novaehollandiae (emu), 1450 nucleotides long. RefSeq names its product PTTG1 interacting protein (gene PTTG1IP). Gene Ontology annotation, biological process: protein import into nucleus. Gene Ontology annotation, cellular component: cytoplasm; nucleus. The coding region runs from base 90 to 623 and encodes 177 amino acids. Lineage: Eukaryota; Metazoa; Chordata; Aves; Casuariiformes; Dromaiidae. The record is from RefSeq and is a predicted model, not a curated record. The transcript is spliced from 7 exons.